Struthio camelus australis is the source of this 1606-nucleotide messenger RNA. Lineage: Eukaryota; Metazoa; Chordata; Aves; Struthioniformes; Struthionidae. The record is from RefSeq and is a predicted model, not a curated record.
GCCUCGUUCAAAUGCCUUUCCAGGAAACAAUCAGAGUCAAUGUACUGAUGUUGAAAACCAGUGGAGAAUUUCACAAAGGACAGGUUAUUUUUAAUAUCACCUAUGUUAAUGGACAGGUAUAUCUAAAUGAUUUUCCUAUGAAGAGCGGGGUUACCCACAUAACAUGUCAAACAAUAAUCUUGGAGAAUGGAAGCUUGGAUAAUUUGCCAGAUCAGCAGCGCCUGGGAACUGUCCGUGUUCGCAUCAUGGUUCAUGAGUGGCCUUUGGCAUCCAGUUCUGAUGUGCAGCUGAUUGUCAUUCAGGAAGAAGUGACAGAAAUUGAUGGAAAUCAGAUUCAGCAAGAAGAAGUAACUGAAAUAGAUAUUUUAGUAAAGGAGCUGAGAGUACUCAGGCAUUCAAACUACACUGUCCCUUUGAAAGAAAGCAUGCUGUAUUCCAUCCCUAGGGACAAUGAUAUGUUAUUUACCUUUCCCAACCUCUUAGGAAAAGAUAUUCAAGAUCCACUGCAAACUACCAGUCAGUAUCUUAUCCAGCAAGUAGAAACGACAGUAGAUGAAGAGACAUUACCUGGCAAGUUACCAGAGACCCCUCUUAGGAUAGAACCUCCAUCUUCUUAUAAGGUGAUGUGCCAGUGGGUAGAAGACUUGAGAAAAGGGUUGUGCAGAUUCUGGUUUCGGUCUUUUCCUAUAUUCUUUAAUCUGAUGGAGGUCAUUGUGGUCGGAGUUGUUGGGGCAUCUCUUAUUCUGAAAGUCUUAAAGGUGAUUUUCCCUUCGUGCGAACACAGAGGUAUCCUUCUCCUGGAUCCAGUCAGCUUUGUACCGGUGAUUACCAUCAGCCUGCCUUCAGAUGUUCCAGACAGGAAAAAUAAUUUAGAUGAGAAAGCAUGCACUUAAUGCUCUGUUACUUUGGAGUUUUAUUUUUAUUUUUAAAUGAAUUUUUAGUUUACCUGAAAUUUGGCACUUGAUUUUAAUAUCUUGUUUGCUUCCUACUAAGAAAACAAAGUCAGUUGAUAAAUUGGUAAGGGACACUGAGGCUGAGGCCCAAAGCUGACUUCCCUGUGCCUCUGCAUAAACAUACAGCCUUUUCAGAAGCCUCAGAAUAAAAUAGCUUUCCACCCUGAGGGCUACCAUUUGUUUUAACUUCUGUGAAGUCACUUCUCAGCAGCUUGGACAGGAUGCUGGCUGCCUUUGCACCCACAGAUAGACUAAUUCAGCUAUCUUAAAUAGUGAUAUGAAAUUCAGGGUGUUGUGAAGUCUUGAAAUAGCAUUCUGCAGAAAAGGACAAGAGUAGCACAGACAUUACAUAUGCCUGCAAGCCAAAACAAAGCUACCCAACCUGGUUUCAGGUCCAACAGGGUUGAGCGUGCCUUGCAAGGAAAAUAUCACUACCACAUACUUGUGUUGCUAAAGAAUUUGGUGUAUAUAUACAAAACAAAGCUUAAAAAUACAGUUUUAUAUUUCAAGCACUUUAUACCAGAACUUUCUUUCAUGGCCCCUUACUCUCAUAAAAGUUAUUAGCACUUGUAAACUUGUAAUUGGCAUGCUUACCGUGUGCUUUUUUGUAUCCAUGACAGCAGUACUAUGUAAAGUCUCCAAAAAAAAAAAAA